Messenger RNA from Panonychus citri (citrus red mite), 3863 nucleotides. RefSeq names its product protein PTHB1-like (gene BBS9). Gene Ontology annotation, biological process: cilium assembly. Gene Ontology annotation, cellular component: BBSome; membrane. Gene Ontology annotation, molecular function: protein binding. The record is from RefSeq and is a predicted model, not a curated record. Lineage: Eukaryota; Metazoa; Arthropoda; Arachnida; Trombidiformes; Tetranychidae.
UCUCUCUCUCUCUUUCUCUGUCUGUCUAUCUCUCUUUCUUUUCAUCUUUCCAUUGACUCUCCCAAUCAUCUUCAUCUUUCUUCAUCCUCAUCAUCAACAUACUCGUGACAUCAUCUCUUUACAAAUUUUACGAAAGAGAGAAAACUUUCCCUUUCUUUUUCUCUUUCAUUUAACAAUUUAAAUGAUUAUUAACUAGAAUACCUUUUACUUAGACUUUUCAAUUAAAUUUCAUUAAUUUACUCAGUUUAACCUUGCAGUUAAUUUGUUUCAUCUCAGAUUAUUAUUCAAACUAUUAUCAUGCUACUGAAUUUUAUCAGAUCAAGAUAAUCAUUAUUAUUAUUAUCACUUUGAUAACUUCGUUCUCGUUAAUCAUCAAUUAACCAGCACGUUCUUCCUCAUCUUUAAUCAUCAAUUUAUCAUUCCAUCGACUCUCUCUCUCUCUCUCUCUCUCCUCUACCCAAAUUUAUCAUCAUUUCCACCCACUUAUUGUCUUUCUUUUCCUCUUUCUAUUUCCCUGAUAACCCAAAUCCAGAAAAAACUCCUUGGCAACUCAUUGUUUUGAUUAUCUAACUAAUGAUAAUUUCUCAGUGUAAAUCAUUCAAUUCUGGUGUCUACUUGUUAAUUCAUUGUCUACACUUAUCUCAAUCAUUUAAUUGUCACAAUUAAAAGACACAAUUAUGUCACUAUUUCGUGCUCGAGAUUGGUGGACAACCAAUGCAGGAAGUGAUGAAACUUUCGGACCAGCGUCUUUAGUAAUCGCUAAUAUUGAUAAUAGUCGAGACAAUUCAGAUAAAAUAAUAACUGGAAGUCAUGAAGGAAUAUUGAGAAUCUAUUCAACCGCCAAUACGAUUGAUGAUAAAACACUGAAACCAUUUCAAGCCAAUGAUCUUCUUCUUGAAAUUGACCUGCGACAACCGAUCCUACAAUUAGCCUCAGGGCAACUUCUAUCAGCAAGUAAAUCCCUUCAUUUGGCUGUUCUACACCCAAGGAAAAUAUCAAUCUACUCAGCGGCAGCGACAAUUGGAGUCACAGAAUAUGGUUCGUCUUAUAACGUGUUACUUAUUUACGAACACAAUUUACCUCAAAGUGCCUACAAUUUCACGAUUGGACCUUUCGGUCAGGUGAAAGGUCGUGAUUUUCUGUGUGUCCAGUCAAUGGAUGGAACUUUAUCUUUCUAUGAGCAGGAAAGUUUCGCCUUCAGUCGCCAUUUGACCAAUUUCAUGUUACCAGGUCCAUUUAUUUAUCUACCGACAACCGAUUCAUUUAUUAUCUCCAAUGGUUCUUGGUAUCUUGAAUCAUUUCGCUAUCAAGUUCUGGCCAUUUCCAGGGGAACUGAGACCAAAUCAUUUGAUGAUCAUGAUAAUAAUCUAAGAGGAUUAUCUGGAUCACCAUCAACAGGUAUUAUCCCUUCAUCGGGCUCCUCUGGCCGUCGUAUUACACCCGAUUGGUCAUUGAUGAUCGGUGAACCAUUACUCGAAAUUCAGACUCACACGUUGGACAAAAUCAAUCUGGUUGUGGCUCUUGGUGAACGUAAUUUAUAUCUAAUCAGAGAUUCAGGAACAAUCAGUUGGAUGAAAAAGUUGAACUUUACUCCUUUCGCUCUCUCCUCACACCUCAACUCAUCUUCCGAUGGUGUUAUCAUCCUGGUUGCCAGUGAGAAUGGUAAUCUACUAAUCUAUUCAGGAAAUUGCUUACGAUGGUCAAGUCAACUUCCUUUCACUCCAAUCGCCAUGGGAAGAGGCUCAUUUAUCAAUAUUCAUGGAGUUGUUACCCUUUCACCUUCCGGUGAAUUGGCUGCUUCUUACUUGGGUACAUGUCCAUCAGCCUCUUUAUCAUCGACAGCAAAUCGCACAGAUGACCAAGGGUCAAGUGUCAAUGUGAAUUAUGCAGAUACUGAAGCUGAACUUUCUGAAUUACGUCGGAUUAUCGCAACAUUUAACUCUAAUCCCUCAUCAAUACCAUCGGGCGAUAAUACAACUGGACUUAGAUCAUCAUCUAAAUAUGGAUCAGAAUCAGAUGAUGAUUGUUGUGAUAUCAAAGUAACUUUGGGAAAUGUGGUAACAUCACUGGUCAGAUCAUCAACUGGACAUGUUAUUGAUGAUUUACUACCCAUGGUUUCAUUGACAAUCUCGUUAAAUUGUAAAAAUUCAGUUUCCAAUGUAAGAAUUUCAAUUGAAUCAUCCUCACCGAUCGUCUUUGAACCACCUCUUUUAACUUAUCCUUCAUUAACGAUGGGCAAUGAAACCCAACUGACCACCUUAAUUGCAACAUUAUCCAAUCUAAUUUUACCUGUUAAUCUAUCAUCAUCCAUCCUGAUUACUUAUACAAACGCCUCAGGUAGUCCUCGAGUUUAUCGUAAACCAUUUCAUCUUCCUCUAUCCUUGAUUUGUCGUUUUCACUCAUCAUCUUCAUCAUCAUUGACAACAACAACAACAACAACUUCACCUUCAUCUCCACCUCAACCUAUCGAAGUGAAUUUAACUGUUCAAGGUUCGAUUAACCUAAGAACCAUUUUCAGUGAUCUCACCAUUAAUCCAACAUCAUGUUCAUCUUCAGGUCAACCUUCAUCUCCACCAAUACAACCAUCAAUCUCUGCAAGUGAUUCAAUUGAAUCAAACAAUUUAUCAAUCAGUUUCUAUAUCGAUACAAUGUCAAUUGUAACAAUCACCAGUGGAAUCAAAAUGAAAGGCUCAUUGAAUAAGAUUAAAUUACGAUCAGAUAAUCUUCAUGGUAUCUCGUUAAUCGCUAAUGAGCUAAUCUACCGAUGUAAAUCAUCAGGAAUACAUUUGGAAACAGUUUAUUAUGAUCGUUCAUCUCUUCCCCUUGAAUUGUAUCUUAAUUGUUUAGAGAGACGAUUUAAUCUUCGUAAUAGGAUUAAAAGUCUCUCAUUAACCCUGGCAAUUAAGACGAGUUACUUUCGAGCGGUUCAAAAGCGAUUACUGAUCAAAUUUAAAGAUCGUAAUCCAACUCCAUUAUCUAAUCUCGAUAUACUUUUGGAUGAAAUUUACUCCAAGAUACUUUCAUUAACUAAUCAACUUGUCACUAGUCAAGCUGAAUUUGAACGAUCAACUAAUCAAUUGGCCUCUGCAACUCAAUUAAUUCACAAUUUACUUGAAAUUGUUGGUAAAAUGAAACCUGAUGAAGUUAAAUUGAUGAAAAGCAUUUGGUCAACAUCAAUUAGACCUGAUUCUGAUGAGGGAUGGGAAGAACGGGUCGAACUUGCUCUUAGUUCAGAGCUAACGAACAGUUCUAAUCGUCCAGGUAAAGAUCAACUUUCGACUGAUUCUCAAUUUACCAAUGGUAUUCUCGAAAUGUCAACUGAUUGCGACAAUUUAAAGACGUUGAUUACAAAUUAUGUUGAUCAAAUACUUUCAUGUGGAUCGACAACAAUAACUAAUCCGAUUGAGAUUAAAUCUCCUCGAGAUGGAUCAACAUUCAUGAUAACAACCACAUCAGUAGCUGAAGUUAUCAAUGAAAUUGAUAAUCAAAGUUAAUCAUCAUCACAAUCAAUCAAUAUAAUUACUAUUAUCGUAAACAUUUAACCAAUUUAAUUUAUGAAUGAGAUGAAAAUAAAGGACUGAUGACCUGAAGAGAGAGAGAGAGAGGUCAUCAGAUCAUCAAGAAAACAAUCAUUUGUUUUACAAUCUAAUUGUAGACAAUUAACUGAUUGUCUUGUCUGAAAAUCAAAACAAAGUUUAACCACAAAUCAUUGAUUAUCAUCAGGAUUGUACAACAAUUAGCUUUGUAAUACAUGGAGUAUAUAAGUAAUCAAGUAACCAAUGUACUUGAUUGAUUCUCAUUUUUGCCCUUUUGUUAAUUAUGGAUUAGUUAAUUAAAUUGUUCAAUUCGAACGCCAAAAAAUA